AUGCACAAGGAAUUCCAUAUCGGACAACACAGCAAUGCGUGUUCCCACCGUCUCGACAUCUCAAGUUUUCCCAGCAUAGAGCAACUCCGAGUGACCUUGGCACAGGUGUUUGGAUUCACUGAUACACAAUCAUUAUGGCUCGUUGACGCAAAAGGCCGCGAAAUUUCAGAUCUCCAGGGCGUGUGGGCGACCCAGGACAGUGUCCAAGUGCGAGCAACGCCCCAUGCGCCCAUCCGCGAACCUCCUGGCCCUCGCCUCAUCCCAUUCGUUGGCAACCGCUACGAGUUGUAUCCAGAUGUUCUCGGAAAUUAUGACCGAUUGUUCUCGCUCUAUGGCCCAAUGGUCAAGACUGUCAAUAUGGGGACCACCAUCUACCACACGAAUGAUCCCGCCAUCGCGCGCCAUGUGCUGCGCGAAGAUCAACUCUUCACCAAGGCCACGUCUGACCCCUCACACCCACUGCACUACAUGGCCGACCAGGACUGCCUCUUUACCUGUGACAGCGCCUCUCCAGCGUUUGCGCCUAGCCACAAAUUUGUACCGCCAACAAUGUCGCCACGUGCGAUAGCCCACUUCAUGCCGCUCAUCCAGGAUGCCGCACAAUCCGUCUUCCCGGCGUUUGACCAGUUGGCGGACGCUGACCUGGCGAUGCAUGUCUACCAGUACAUGUUCAAGCUUGCAUCCCAGAUUAUCUGGCGAGUCAUGCUCAACCAGGACCUGAAGCAUUUCGAGUCGCCCAAGACGCCCCCCUCGUUUCCAGUUCGGUUAUUUGGCCAAUACCUGUCGCUGAUGAAGAAAUCAUCAAUGCGGCCUCCAUGGUUAAAGUAUCUUCCCUUUGGCGACACUGCAAAAUUGAAAAGGGUCCGCCAGCAAGUUCUGGCCACAACCGAGGAGGCCAUGAACGCGAGCAUCCGAAAAGACGGCCCCCCUCUGCCUUUAUCCGAGCCGAAUGCCAUUCAGAGCGCUACUUGCGUGGCUGACUUUUUGUAUCGCGCUCGCGACAACCAAGGCAACGGGCUGCCGUAUGAGUUGGUUCUGGGGAACGUGGUUGUGAGUUGCGGUGCGGGCUUCACCACCAGUUCAUCUCUGCUGUCCUGGGCCCUGUACUCCCUCGUCCGAUAUCCUGGCAAUCAACAACGUUUGUUCGAGGAGAUCAACAGCCACCGCAGCAGUAACGAUGGCCGAUGGACCUACGAGGAGAUCCACGGGUUAAAAUUUCUCGACUGUUUUGUCAAGGAAGUUCUCCGUCUUCAUAGCCCCAGCUUCCAGACGGCGCGCAACGCCAAACAAGACGCAGUUCUCCCGGGAGGGUACCUGAUUCCCAAGGGGUCCAUUGUCAUUGCGUGUUUUCCGAGUUUGCACAAGAACCCCGCCCAUUGGGAGAAUCCUUUGCGAUUCGACCCAGACCGCUGGACAGAACCAGGGCUUGCUACGCAGAUGUCUCGCCAGGGAUCUUACACUCCCUUUGCAGCCGGUGGCCGCGGGUGCGUCGGGUUUAAUUUGGCGAUCACACAGGUUAAGAUAGUCCUGGUCGAAUUGGCCUACCGAUACGAAUUCGACGACUCGUCGCCAGAGACAGUCACGUACGAUCCCGAGUUCUUGGUCGUGCGGCCAUUGAAUUUCUAUGCGGGGAUAACCAAGCGUAGGCACUGA
This is a messenger RNA of Aspergillus calidoustus, 1653 nucleotides long. NCBI's taxonomy places the organism in Eukaryota, Fungi, Ascomycota, Eurotiomycetes, Eurotiales, Aspergillaceae. The record is from the annotation of a GenBank genome assembly.